AUGCCGCCAAAAUCAACGCCCAAAUCGAAAUCGAAAUCCAACCAAGACCCGCAUUUCAAACCAGGCUCAAAAGUGGAAAUCAUGUCAGACGACGUAGGAUUUAGAGGCUCAUUCUACACAGGAACAAUAGUGAAGGCAACAAGAACGCCUAAGUUCACAGUCCAAUAUGACAAAAUGUUUGAAGACGAAGAAGGGAAAAAACCCUUGAAAGAAACAGUUAAUGAGUUCCAAAUAAGGCCAAUAGCACCAAGAGAGAAGAAGAGGGAGUUCAAGCUUAGUGAAGAAGUUGACGCUUAUCAUAAUGAUGGGUGGUGGGAAGGUGUGAUAACUGAGGUGAAUGAAAAUGGGAAGUUUGCUGUGUUUUUUAGGAGUACUAAGGAGCAGAUUGAGUUUGUCGAGGAGGAUUUGAGAUUGCAUAGAGAGUGGGUUAAUGGGGAGUGGAAACCACCAAUGGAACGAGAAGAAGAGAAUGAAGAGAAACAGGAGGUGAAAGAGGUGAAAGAGAAAGGAAAUGAGGUGGGUUUUGGUCUAUCAUGGACUUUGAAUCUGUGGUGUGUUGCUUUUGGGUUUUUUGAAAAGCAGGGUUCUAAAAAGAGAAAGAAACUCUUUGAAGGAGAGGAGAAAGAAGCGACGAAAGCGGUGGAAAGGAGGGUUAAUAAGUUGAUGAUUUUGGUUAAUGGGUUUGAGUGGUUUUUGGGUUUUAUUGACGAACAAAGGGGAGCUCAGUGGGAUUGGGAGAGGGAUUUUCUUUUGUACACUGUUGGUAUUGCUGGAAAAUCCUUUCUAAUGAGUUGCUAUUCUGUAUUCAACGAUCCUUUUAACUUAUUCUGUGUGUUUUGUCUUUUGCGGAAAGUGGCCAAUACCGCACAAGUGAAGCCCAUUGAAUCACCGAAAGAUGUGACGUUCAGCAAGGGAAUGCUUGUUGAGGUUAGCAGUGAUGAAGACGGUUUUAAAGGUGCUUGGUUUGCCGCAACUAUUGUUGAACCAGUGGGGAAGGACACGUUCCUUAUCGAGUACAAAAGCUUGAGAACAGAAGACGAUAGUGAUUUUCUGAGGGAAGUGGUUGACAUUUUGCACAUCAGGCCCGCUCCACCAGAAACUAUUAUUGUUGAUCGAUUCAAGAAGCUGGAAGAAGUUGAUGCUUUGUACAAUGAUGCCUGGUGGGUGGGUGUAGUUACUAAGGUAAAUACCUACCCAAAGUAUGUGGUCUACUUCAAGGAUUCCAGUGAGGAAUUAGAGUUUCAGCACUCUGACUUAAGGCCACAUCAGGACUGGAUCAAUGGCAAAUGGGUCACUCCUUCACAUUUCUUGGACCAAGACAAAAACAGUGAGCUUCAAUUCUUGGACCAAGACAAGAACAGUGAGCUUCAAUGCUUGGACCAAAAUUAA
Molecule: messenger RNA, 1389 nt
Organism: Dovyalis caffra
Lineage: Eukaryota; Viridiplantae; Streptophyta; Magnoliopsida; Malpighiales; Salicaceae
Source: the annotation of a GenBank genome assembly